Molecule: messenger RNA, 3316 nt
Organism: Rana temporaria (common frog)
Lineage: Eukaryota; Metazoa; Chordata; Amphibia; Anura; Ranidae
Gene: PRICKLE3
Product: prickle planar cell polarity protein 3
Exons: 8
Coding region: 100-1797 (565 amino acids)
Molecular function (GO): zinc ion binding
Source: RefSeq, a predicted model, not a curated record
GAGGGGAGGGGAGGGGCUGAACCUCAGGCAGGUAGAAAAGACACACAUGAAUACAGGUGAGGGGAUUUUAUUUGAAAUACAAGCAGUGGAAGUUCCUGAAUGGGACCUGGGGGCAGCAGUCUCUUGUACUGUAUGGUCUGUACAGCAGAGCUCAGAGAUGGGAAGGGAGAAGCAGCACCGAGAGCCAAUCAGGGGGCGGAGAUCGAUGUCACGGGUCAAGGUCAGCCGUGUUACACCUGCAAGGAACGCUGUCCGGGUUUUCUGGCACACCGGUGGAGGAAGAUCUGCCAGCACUGUCAGUGCCAUUGGGAGGAACAUGGCAGCGCGGCGCCUCCACAAGACCUGGAGCGUUCUCUGUGCCGGCUGGUUGGCGCAGACCGGUUCUCCUCGGGGGAAAGCAGCUCGGAUGCGGCGUCGGAGAAAUACGCAUGGGUGCCGCCUGGGCUGUCGCCGGAGCAGGUCCACCAGUAUUUCAGAUGUCUACCAGAAGACAAAAUCCCCUACGUCCAGAGCCCAGGAGAGAGAUACCGGCUGGGGCAACUCCUCCACCAACUACCCCCACAUGACAGCGAGGCCCGGUACUGCUGCUCUUUGCAGGGAGAGGAAGAGCAGGAGCUGCUGACGCUAUUCAGCCAAAAACGGAAACUAGAGAACCUCGGGCGCGGAGGGGUACGUCCCGUCCCCAGAAGCACGAAUGGGACAGUAUGCAAUAAGUGUGGACAUCAGAUCGGCGGUGGUGAUGUGGCGGUAUUUGCAUCCAGGGCCGGCCUAGGCGCCUGCUGGCACCCUCAGUGUUUCACGUGUGCCCGCUGCUCGGAGCUCCUGUGUGACCUCAUCUACUUCUAUCAGAACGGACAAGUGUACUGCGGUCGCCACCACGCUGAACUUCAGCGGCCGCGCUGCUCGGCGUGCGAUGAGGUGAUCUUCUCGGGGGAGUGCACCCAGGCUGAGGGCUACCACUGGCACACGCGACACUUUUGCUGUUUUGAGUGUGAAUGCGCCCUGGUAGGGCAGCGCUACGUAAUGAAAGAGCGGAGGCCUUACUGCUGCCCGUGCUAUGAGAGGCGGUUCUCGCAUUACUGCGACAGCUGCGGGGAAAGCAUCGGUGUGGAUGAAGGCCAGUUAUCGCACGGAGCACAGCACUGGCACGCCUCGGAUCGCUGCUUUUGUUGCGGGAAGUGUGGAAAUUCCCUCCUCGGUAAACCCUUCCUACCACGCCACGGCCAGAUUUAUUGCUCCCGGGCCUGUAGCAUGCCGCCUGGAAGCAGCGAAUGUUCCAUCAGCCCCACGCAGUCGGAGGUUUCUCCACGUAAAGAGACGAGGGAUAUCGGCACUUCUACAAACACCGACCCAGAAGGGGACAGCUUCGGGGAGAGAAGAAUGGGGGGAGGAAGGAGGUCCAUGUCCAUGAUUGAUCAGUCUCGGACGCCACAGACAUGCCAAUCACGUAUGCCACCCGUGAGGUCCAUUCACUCCAGCCUCAGGGGGCCUCCACCUCACUUUACCCGCGAAUCGUCCCAGAGACGUUCUCUACCGGACCUUCGAAGUCAAAACCGGACAGGUCCCCGGGUUACUUUCAGUAUACCUCUCAGUACUGAACUCAAAGAACCCAUAAGGUUCACCUACCCGUCAUUCACUUCCUCCUCCUCCUCCUCUUCAGAGGAUGAAGAGGAAGGGUACUUCUUAGGAGAACCCAUCCCUAUACCUGCCUUCAUGAGGCCUCAAGGAUACCCGGUGCCACCAGUUCCAGCCCCAUCGCCAAAGAAGAAGAAGGACAAGAACUGCAACCUGUCCUGACCCCGAAAAACAAGGAGCUCGAACGUCAUCUCAAUACAUAAUUCAAAGGUCCCAUCACCAAAGAACUGAAGACAAGAACUGCAACCUGUCCUGACCCCAAAAAAACAAGGAGCCCAUCAACUGUCAUCUCAAUACAUAAUUCAAAGGUCCCAUCAUCAAAGAAGGAGGGCAAGACCUGCCACCUGUCCUGACCCCAAAAAAACAUGGAGCCCAUCAACUGUCAUCUCAAUACAUGAUUCAAAGGUCCCAUCAUCAAAGAAGGAGGACAAAAACUGCCACCUGUCCUGACCCCGAAAAACAAGGAGCUCGAACGUCAUCUCAAUACAUAAUUCAAAGGUCCCAUCCCCAAAGAACUGAGGACAAGAACUGCCACCUGUCCUGAUCUCCGAAAAACAAGGAGCCCAAAUGUCCUCUCAAUGCAUAAUUCAAAGGUCCCAUAACCAAAGAAGGACAAGGACUGCAACCUGUCCUGACCCCAAAAAACAAGGAACCCAACUGUCAUCUCAAUACAUAAUUCUGUCCAGCCAGAACAUUGAUGAAGGAUUAGUUCUCCCCGCCUCCUGUUCCGAUGAGCUUUUACUAGGAUACCCGGUACCUCCAGUUCCAUCCCUAUCCCCAAAGAAGAAGGACAAGAACUGCAACCUGUCCUGACCCCGAAAAACAAGGAGCCCGACUGUCAUCUCAAUACAUAAUUCAAAGGUCCCAUCACCUAAGAAGGACAAGAACUGCAGCCUGUCCUGACCCCCAAAAAACAAGGAGCUCAUCAACUUCCAUUUCAAUACAUAAUUCGUAGGUCCCAUCGCUAAAGAAGGACAAGAACUGCAACCUGUCCUGACCCCGAAAAACAAGGAACCCAUCAACUAUCAUCUCCAUACAUAAUUCUGUCCAGCCAAAACAUUGAUGAAGAAUUAGGACUUCUGAAGGGUUUUUACCAAAAUCUGGGGCUCCGAGGUUUCUCCUCCCCUCCUGUUCUGAUGAGCAUGGGUUUUACUAGGAUACCCGGUUCCUCCAGUUCCAGCCCCAUCACCAAAGAAGAAGGACAAGAACUGCCACCUGUCCUGACCCUGAAAAACAAGGAGCCCAUUAACUGUCAUCUCAAUACAUAAUUCAUAGGCCCAUCACGAAAGGCCUCCACCUUACUUCACCCAUGAAUCACCCCCCCCCCCCAAAACGUUCUCUACCGGACCUUCGAAGUCAAAACCGGACAGGUCCCCGGGUCACUUUCAGUAUACCUCUCAGUACUGAACUUAAAGAACCCAUAAGGUUCACCUACCCAUCAUUCACUUCCUCCUCGCUUCGUCUUCAGAGAAUGAAGAGGAAGGGUACUUCGUAGGAGAGCCCAUCCCUUUACCGGCUUUUAUGAGGCCUCCAGGAUACCUGGUACCUCUAGCUCCAGCCCCAGAAGGAAAAGAACUGCAACCUGUCCUGACCCCAAAAACAAAGGAGCCCGUCAACUGUCAUGUCCAUACAUAAUUUAUAGGUCCCAUCAUCAAAAAAGGAGGACAAGAACUGCAACCUG